Molecule: messenger RNA, 1857 nt
Organism: Closterium sp. Yama58-4
Lineage: Eukaryota; Viridiplantae; Streptophyta; Zygnematophyceae; Desmidiales; Closteriaceae
Source: the annotation of a GenBank genome assembly
AUGUACCCAUCCAACAUUAAUGAAACCACUUUCCAGUACUCCGUGUCUUCCUCCUCCUCGCCCACUCUGGACUUUGUCCUAGACAGUGGGGCCACUGAAACUGCUCUCAAAGAUGCUGGUACACUCACACCCCUCUCCCCUCCCACUCAAGUUCACGGUGCUGACAGCAGCUUCACCAUCCCAUGCACACACCUCUCCACUCUCCCCUGCUCACUCUUCCCCUCUGGUAAGGUAACUGGUCUCCACAUCCCCACUCUCCGAAACAACCUCCUCUCCCACCGUGAAAUCCAAGGUGCAGGUAUCACUGCGGUCUAUCCUGGUAAUGCCACCUACUGUGACCUUUACCAUACUGCCUCCGGCCGCUUCCUCCUCCGCAUACCCCUCUGCCCCCGCACUCGCCUCUACACUCUCCGCACUCCGUGGCCAUCCUCCUGUCAUGUCACCACUCGUGCGGGUACCUCCACUAGCCCUCCCCAUCUCCCUCCCUCCCCUCCCACUCCACCAUCCCCCCACUCCUUCAUCCCGCCCUCACUCGUUCCAGCCCCCUCCACCUCCGACCAUCUCUCCCACCCCGCUGUUCUCCUACAUCACCGACUCGGUCAUCCCAAUUUCGCUGCUCUCCGCACUGCCGUCACCUCACGACUUCUUCACAGCCUCCCUCCCACCCUUCCUCCCCUUCCCUCCUCCCCUGCCCCCCCAUGCCCCUCCUGCAUCCACGGCAAACUCAAACAAUCCCCUCAUCACAGCCACCCCUCCUUUGCUCCUGCACCAAUUGGCCUCAUCCAUAUGGACCUCUGGGGCCCUCUCCCACCCGCUCACGCCAAGGCCAUCGCUACAUGCUGCCGCAUCCGCGAAAUUACUAAGAUCGCCCGCUGUCUCCUCGCUCACGCCUCCACACCCCCUUCUCUCUGGGGCUAUGCCCUCCUUCAUGCUUCCCUCCUCCUCAACCUUCACUCCCAUCCCCAACACACUGCCACUACCCCCACGGAGCUCUGGUCAGGGUCCAAACCUGAUGCUGCUGGACUCCGUGUCUGGGGUUGCAAGGCAUAUGUGCUCAUCCUUCCAUCUGAACGGACCUACGGCAAGCUCGCUCCUCGUGCCCUCGAGUGUGUCUACCUUGGCCACAACCGCGACUCGCCUGGUUACCUUUUCCUCCACCCUCUCUCUGGUCGCCUCAUCCGCAGCAUCGACGUUGUGUUCGAUGAGACCACCCCAUACUACUCCUCUCCACCACCAGACCCCCUCCCUCCUCCUACACGUCCUCUCACUUGGACCGACACUGUCCUCCCUCCCCUCCUCCCUCCAGCACCUCUUCUCCCACCCCUCCCCACCCCGCUUUCCGCCACCUUCAUCUGCCGAUAUCUACGAUCCCACUGCUCCAGCAUCCCCUGCACACUCCGCGGCUCCCCCUCCCUCCUCUCCUUCCCACUCUCCUUCUCAUCCAUCCCAGCAGCAACAGCAGCAGCCGCAGCAGCAGCAGCAGCCGCAGCAGCAGUAGCAGCAGCAGCAGCAGCAGCCGCAGGGGCAGCAGCAGCAGCGGCAGCAGCAGCAGCCGCAGGGGCAGCAGCAGCAGCCGCAGCAGCAGCAGCAGCCGCAGCAGCAGCAGCGGGGGCAGCCACAACAGCAGCAGCACCAGCAGCAGCAGGGGCAGCAGCAGCAGCCGCAGCAGCAGCAGCAGCAGCCGCAGCAGCAGCAGCAGCAGCCGCAGCAGCAGCCGCAGCAGCAGCAACAGCAGCAGCAGGGGCAGCAGCCGCAGCAGCAGCAGGGGUUCCAGCAGCACCAGCAGCAACAGCGGCAGAGGGCAACUGCCCGCUCCUCACCUUUCCUCCUCCCUCGCAUGCACACCCGCUCUCUUGA